Messenger RNA from Linum trigynum, 4653 nucleotides. Lineage: Eukaryota; Viridiplantae; Streptophyta; Magnoliopsida; Malpighiales; Linaceae. The record is from the annotation of a GenBank genome assembly.
AUGACUAAGGUCUACGGCACCGGUGCUUACGAUUUCAAGCGCCACCGCGUGGCUGAAUACCCGGUUGAUUUGCCCAACCAGCUGGCCGACAAGCCGGUAGAGUCUACACCCGGUGGGUCCCUGCCCAGUUCCAUUACUCUCUCCGAGAUACAGAGGGACCGGCUGACUACGAUUGCCACCGCGAACUGGCUCAAGUCCGAUGACGGUAACUCGGAGAAUAGAGGCUUUGAUGCCGAGCUGGUGAAGAAGAUAUAUGAAACGGAGUUGAAGGUUAGUGAAGGGAGGAAGCCGGUGCCCUUGCAGAGAGUCAUGAUUCUGGAGGUCAGUCAGUAUUUGGAGAACUACCUCUGGCCGAAUUUUGAUCCUGCAACGGCGACUUUUGAGCACGUUAUGUCCAUGAUUCUCAUGGUCAAUGAGAAGUUCCGUGAGAAUGUGGCAGGUUGGAGAUGCUUCUAUGACCGCAAAGAAGCAUUUAAGGGAUUUCUUGAGAGGGUUCUACGGUUGAAGGAGGGUAAAGAUAUGAGCAUUGCGGAGAAGACAAAUUAUCUAGUUUUUAUGAUUAAUGCCUUCCAGAGUUUGGAAGAUGAUGUUGUUAGGGAAAUAGUUCUAAAAUUAGCACAUUUGAAGUCAUGGCACAGUUUGUCAUACGGAAGAUUUCAGAUGGAGCUCAGCAUUAACCCUGCUUUGGUGAAGAAAUGGAAGAAGAUGAUAAAGGGGGAUGCUAAGGAGGCAAAAGCUCAAGGGGAGACUUUUAACCCUUCAAAUUCAGUCGAGGCCAAGUUCUUGAGAGAUCUUAUCGAAGAGUUUCUUGAUGUGCUUGAUUUCAAGGGUUUUCCAGCAAAGAAUACUGUUACUGAAGAUGACGUACUUCAUAUUGCGCAUCAACAGGUUGACGAUGCAGUGGUUUUGUAUAGUGAGAGGUUUAUGGAAUUUCUUAUCGACUUAUUAAGCCAGCUGCCGACUAGGAGGUAUCUGAGGCCUCUAGUUGCUGAUGUUGCUAUUGUCCCAAAAUGCCAUUUGAGUCCUCUAUACAGGCAUGAAAAGGGGAAGCUCUUUGCUCAAUUGGUUGACUUACUGCAGUUCUAUGAGAGAUUUGAGAUUAAUGAUCAUCUUGGGACACAAUUAACUGAUGAUGAAGUUCUUCAAGCUCACUAUGAUCGGUUCUUUGCUUUUCAGCUUCUUGUUUCUAAACAGAUACCCAAGUUACGAGAACUUGCAUUAUGCAACAUUGGUUCAGUUCACAAGCGGGCUGAUCUCUGCAAGAAGUUGUCUGUCCUUUCUUCUGAAGAGUUGAAGAACUUGGUUUGCUGCAAGCUCAAACUUGUAUCUGAAGAAGAUCCCUGGUCCGGAAGCUAUGACUUCCUUAUUGAAGUUAUGGUCUCCUUCUUUGAGAAACAGCAGUCUCAAAAGGAAUCUAUAAAUGCUCUACCUCUCUACCCGAACGAGCAGAUUAUGUGGGAUGAGAGUGUUGUGCCAAGCAUUAACUACUCCGGAGAGGGUUGUCUCGCGCUUCCGAAGCUUAAUCUACAGUUCUUGACACUGCAUGAUUAUCUUCUCAGAAAUUUUAAUCUGUUUCGCCUUGAAUCAACAUAUGAGAUUCGUGAAGAUAUUCAGGAAGCUGUACCCCACCUUCUUCCAUAUAUUAACAACGAGGGAGACACUGCUUUCCGUGGUUGGUCAAGAAUGGCUGUUCCAGUAAGAGGAUUCAGGAUCAGUGCUGUCAAACAGCCUAACAUUGGUGAAGUUAAGCCAUCUUCUGUGACAGCACAAGUGACGUACAGCAUUUCCAGCUAUAGAUCCCAGGUUCGAUCAGAGUGGGAUUCCCUUAAGGAGCAUGAUGUUUUGUUUUUGCUUUCUAUUCGGCCCUCAUUUGAACCUCUGAGUGCUGAAGAGGCUGAAAAGGCUAGUGUUCCGCAGAGGCUUGGCCUCCAUUUUGUACGAGGAUGUGAAGUUAUCGAGAUUCGUGAUGAAGAGGGAAAGCUUAUGAAUGAUUUUACUGGAAGGAUUAAGCGAGAUGAGUGGAAACCCCCAAAAGGGGAACUAAGAACAGUAACUGUUGCUUUAGACACUGCCCAGUACUACAUGGAUGUGUCGGACACUGCAGAAAAAGGUGCAGAAGAUGUCUAUGGGACUUUCAAUGUGUUGAUGAGGAGAAAACCCAAGGAAAAUAACUUCAAAGCAAUUUUAGAAUCUAUAAGAGAUCUUAUGAAUGAAUACUGUAUUGUACCUGAGUGGCUGCAUAAGAUAUUUCUGGGCUAUGGAAAUCCAUCUGCUGCACAAUGGACCAACAUGCCCGACCUUCUUGAAAAAGUAGAUUUCAAGGACACCUUUAUAGAUGCAGAGCACUUGAAGGAGAGUUUUCAAGAUUACCAGGUGUGUUUUGUUAAUCAGGAUGGUGUAGAGAGUCUGGAUCCAAGACCUCCUUUUCGAAUUACUAUUCCCAGAACUCUGAAGUGCAAUCCCAAUGCACUUCCAGAUAAGAGGAAGGCUACUACUGAUUCAGUGGAUGAUGUCAAUAUGGCGGAUCAAGCACAUGAGAAAGAGAGACUUACUGUUGAGGCAUACAUUCCAACUGAUCCGGGGCCUUACCCCCAAGAUCAGCCAAAGCAGAACUCUGUUAGAUUCACACCCACACAGGUUGAAGCAAUUAUUUCUGGCGUCCAGCCAGGUCUCACUAUGGUUGUAGGGCCACCUGGUACUGGGAAAACUGAUACAGCUGUUCAAAUCUUAAAUAUACUCUACCACAAUUGUCCCUUGCAGAGGACAUUGAUAAUCACUCAUUCAAAUCAGGCUCUCAAUGACCUCUUUGAGAAGAUAAUGCAGAGAGAUGUCCCCGCCCGGUAUCUUCUUCGCUUGGGCCAGGGAGAGCAAGAGCUAGCAACUGAUCUUGAUUUCAGCAGGCAAGGUCGUGUAAAUGCAAUGCUUGUUAGACGGUUAGAGCUGCUUAGUGAGGUGGAAAGGCUUGCAAGGUCUCUUCAAGUUCCCGAGGAUGUAGGCUAUACUUGUGAGACUGCAGGAUAUUUUUGGUUGCUUCAUGUGUAUUCUCGCUGGGAGCAAUUCAUUGUUGCUUGUAAAGAUAAUAAAGAUAAACCGACUUUUGUCCAGGACAGAUUUCCCUUCAAGGAGUUCUUUUCAAACACUCCUCAGCCAUUGUUUACAGGUCAGUCAUUUGAGAGGGACAUGCGGGCAGCUAUGGGGUGUUUCCGUCAUCUUAAGACUAUGUUCCUAGAACUAGAGGAGUGUAGGGCAUUUGAGUUGCUGAAGUCAACAGCUGACAGAGCGAAUUAUCUUAUGACCAAGCAAGCGAAAAUAGUAGCCAUGACUUGCACUCAUGCAGCCUUGAAGCGAAGGGACUUCCUUCAGCUGGGUUUCAAGUAUGACAACUUGCUGAUGGAAGAAAGUGCCCAGAUUUUGGAGAUCGAAACGUUCAUUCCGAUGCUACUUCAGAGGCAGGAGGAUGGUUAUGCAAGGCUCAAGCGUUGCAUUCUCAUUGGCGAUCACCACCAGUUACCUCCUGUUGUGAAGAAUAUGGCUUUUCAGAAGUACAGUCACAUGGACCAGAGCUUGUUCACAAGGUUCGUUCGACUGGGAAUCCCUUAUAUUGAGCUCAAUGCACAAGGUAGAGCCCGGCCAAGCAUAGCCCAGCUUUACAAUUGGAGGUACAGGGAAUUAGGAGACCUUCCUUAUCUAAGGGAUGAUCCGAUAUUCCGUAGGGCGAAUUCGGGAUUCUCGUAUGACUAUCAGUUGGUUCAUGUUCCCGAUUAUCAUGGAAAGGGUGAGAGUGCACCAUCUCCUUGGUUCUACCAGAAUGAAGGAGAGGCUGAAUAUGUUGUCAGUGUCUACAUCUACAUGCGUUUGCUAGGGUAUCCUGCUAACAAAAUUUCCAUCUUAACAACUUACAAUGGUCAGAAGCUUCUGAUACGGGAUGUUAUCAACAGACGAUGUGUUCCAUAUGAUUUCAUAGGUCCACCCAAUAAGGUGGCAACAGUUGAUAAAUUCCAGGGGCAGCAAAAUGAUUUUAUCUUGCUCUCGCUUGUCCGAACUCGCUUUGUGGGUCACCUGCGUGAUGUUAGAAGAUUGGUUGUUGCAAUGUCUCGUGCUCGACUGGGGCUCUAUGUGUUCUGCCGUCGAUCACUUUUUGAACAGUGCUACGAACUGCAGCCUACAUUUCAACUCCUACUAAAACGGCCUGACAACCUUGCCUUGAAUUUGCACGAGACCUCACCUUACACUGAACGUCCUGCUGAAAACAGUGGACAGUGUUACCUUGUCAAUGGUGUGGAGGAGAUGGCCCAAAUUGUUGCUGACAAAAUCAAUCAAUUGCAUCAGGCAAGGAUAAUGAGCUACCAGUUUCAGCAGUCUAUGGCUUACUCGUCCACUGUACCAUCCCUUGAGAAUGAUGCAGCUGAAGGUGUGCCUGAUGGAGACAUUCCACAGGAAGCUGAUGCCACGAUGAGUGAGCAAAAUGGGGACCUCCCUAAAGAUGGUCAAUCAGAAGUGGAGAAUGGUGUGCUUCCUGGAACCUUGUUGGCGAAAUCCCCUACAGAAGUGAAUGUCAUUGCUGGCGAUCAAAGUGGGAAUCAAGCAAGUACGAUUCAAUCUGAUGUGGAAGCAGAAGAUUCGAACAAUGACCAAACAAGAAUGGAGGAGUAA